Malus domestica (apple) is the source of this 2214-nucleotide messenger RNA. RefSeq names its product nucleobase-ascorbate transporter 6-like. The record is from RefSeq and is a predicted model, not a curated record. Gene Ontology annotation, molecular function: transmembrane transporter activity. Gene Ontology annotation, biological process: transmembrane transport. Gene Ontology annotation, cellular component: plasmodesma; plasma membrane. Lineage: Eukaryota; Viridiplantae; Streptophyta; Magnoliopsida; Rosales; Rosaceae.
ACAGAGAAGUGUUUUUAUUUUUUGAAGGGGGAAGGCUCUCAAUUUCUCUCCUGCUUUUGCUUUUCUCCACUUCUUCACACCACUUUAAUGUUUUCUUGGAGUCCAAGUGGGACUCUUUUGGGUUGUAAAUCUCUCUCUCUCAUGCCACCUUUCAUCAGUGUCUCUCUUCCUCCUUUAGCUUGAGCAGCAGAAUUUCUGAGACCACAGUUUUGGAGUUCUUCUCAAUACAAGAACUUGCCUUCUGAAUUUUCGAUUUAGUUCUUCAAAAAAGAGGAGAAGGAAACAGGAGAGAAAAAUGGCAGGAGGUGGACAUGCACCGCCACCGAAACAGGAGGAGCUACAGCCUCAUCUGGUCAAAGAUCAGCUGCCUAACGUUUACUACUGCAUUACCAGUCCUCCUCCUUGGCCUGAAGCCAUCCUACUUGGUUUCCAACAUUACUUGGUGAUGCUUGGCACGACGGUUCUGAUUCCCACCUCUCUCGUUCCUCAGAUGGGAGGAGGAAGCGGGGAGAAAGCAAAAAUGAUUCAGACUAUACUCUUUGUUGCUGGAUUAAACACACUGCUUCAAACAUUCUUUGGGACUCGUUUACCUGCAGUGAUUGGAGCAUCCUAUACCUAUGUGCCAACAACCAUUUCGAUUAUCUUGGCUGGUCGGUAUAGUGACAUUGUGAACCCCCAGGAGAAAUUUGAGAAGAUAAUGCGUGGAACCCAGGGUGCACUUAUUGUUGCCUCAACUCUGCAGAUUGUAGUUGGCUUCAGCGGUCUUUGGCGCAAUGUGGCGAGGUUCCUAAGUCCACUUUCUGCUGUUCCUUUGGUCGCUUUGUCAGGAUUUGGGCUAUACGAGUUUGGUUUUCCUGUGUUUGCGAAGUGUGUGGAGAUUGGGCUACCGCAACUGAUCAUGCUACUGAUAUUUUCACAGUACAUCCCUCAUUUGUUGCGCAGUGAGACGCAUGUCUUUGAUCGCUUUGCUGUUCUAUUUUCGGUGGUCAUUGUGUGGAUUUAUGCUCAUCUGCUUACUGUGGGUGGGGCCUAUAAGAACACAGGACCCAGAACUCAAUUAACCUGUCGAACUGAUCGUGCUGGUAUCAUAGGUGCUGCUCCAUGGAUAAGGAUUCCAUAUCCCUUUCAAUGGGGAGCUCCCACAUUCGAUGCUGGAGAAGCUUUUGCAAUGAUGGCUGUUUCAUUUGUUGCUCUUGUAGAGUCCACCGGUGCCUUUAUUGCUGUGUCAAGGUAUGCAAGUGCAACUCCGCUGCCACCUUCUGUUUUAAGCCGCGGUGUUGGUUGGCAGGGAGUCGGAAUUCUUUUCUGUGGUAUAUUCGGCACUGGGAAUGGAGCUUCAGUAUCUGUUGAAAAUGCUGGUUUGUUAGCAUUGACACGGGUUGGUAGCCGAAGGGUGGUUCAAAUUUCAGCCUGUUUCAUGAUCUUCUUUUCCAUACUUGGAAAAUUUGGAGCUGUCUUUGCCUCAAUUCCAGCACCCAUCAUUGCAGCAUUGUAUUGCUUUUUCUUCGCUUAUGUCGGUUCUGCAGGUCUUACCUUGCUUCAAUUUUGCAACCUCAACAGUUUUCGGACGAAAUUUAUCUUAGGCUUCUCUAUUUACAUGGGCUUGUCGAUUCCACAAUAUUUCAACGAAUACACCCUCAUUAGAGGCUACGGCCCCGUGCACACCGGAGCAAGAUGGUUCAAUGAUAUGAUCAACGUUCCUUUCUCGUCCGAACCAUUUGUGGCCGGUUUCUUGGCAGUAUUCUUGGACAUCACGCUACACCGCAAGGACAGCGCUACAAGGAAAGAUCGCGGCAUGCAUUGGUGGGAUAGAUUCCGAUCUUUCAAGACAGAUACAAGAAGCGAGGAAUUCUACUCCCUGCCUUUCAACCUCAACAAGUUUUUCCCCUCAGUGUGAUGAUAUUGAAACUGUCUCAGAUGCUCCGGCAUGAUCUCAUUGUCUGUACCAAACUAGAACAUGAAUCUUGUUUUCCCUCCUUUUCUUCUGUUUACUCUAAGGAAGGACACAACAUAUCAUAUAUAUGAAAAUCUUUGUCCUACGCCUUCUGGCAGUCUCAUCCAGACUCUGACUGAACUGUGUGGACGUAAAGAAGUAACAUGGGCUUGUAUUUGGCCUUAGGGUUUAUAGCGACAUAGAUCAGUUAGUCAAGACAGUGUAAAAAUAGUUAUGUAUCUUCUUGUAAGAAAACAUAAAAAGAAAUUCCCUUUUAAGGA